Penicillium taxi is the source of this 1077-nucleotide messenger RNA. RefSeq lists its product as uncharacterized. The record is from RefSeq and is a predicted model, not a curated record. Gene Ontology annotation, cellular component: anaphase-promoting complex. Bases 1 to 1077 code for a protein of 358 amino acids. Gene Ontology annotation, biological process: anaphase-promoting complex-dependent catabolic process. The transcript is spliced from 2 exons. NCBI's taxonomy places the organism in Eukaryota, Fungi, Ascomycota, Eurotiomycetes, Eurotiales, Aspergillaceae.
AUGUGGCUCGUUCCAUCUAUCGGCCCCGAUCUUGCCGCGCUCUAUUUUGGAGAUGAAUCCACACAAUCCAACUCCAGCCCAUCUCGCCGCAAUGGUGAUAGGAAACCCAUCUACCGUGGCUUCGCGCCCCCACGCAGAGAUGAAGUCGCCGAAUGCGACGAAUUGGAACACUCUAUUCGCAUUGCAAAACAUAACAUUGCCACCUUUGGCUACACGUGGAUCGUCCCGGCUGGAUGUACUAAAACCAUGCAGCAAUUAAAGGAGGAAGAGGUUGAGCGCGAAGAGGCCAUGCUAGCCGCCCAGGCUGAAAUGAAUGCUCAAAAUAUGAUGGAGGAUGCUGAAGGCAUGGAAGGUGAAGAGGAUGAGAUUAUGGAGCGUGAUCUGGAUGAGGAAAUCCCUGAUGCUGAUGUGGAAGGCCUUAUCGAAGAUGGCGAGGAAGGCCUUGAAGAGGAGGACGACGAGGGUUACAUGGAGCGUGACCUGGAUGAUGAUUUCCCCGAGGGAUAUGCUGGAGACGAGUACGAGGAAAGUGGUAUCUAUGACGAGGAGUACAACUUCGAUGACCAGCCUGAUCUGGAUGCUGAGAUCCCUGAAGAUACUGCCGAGUUAAUGAGUGAAGGCAUGAGCCAGGACCUGGAUGCUGAUAUCUCUGACGCUAGCGAUGGCUUGGAGCAGGAGGGUGAAUGGCAACAUACCGAUACGGAGGAUGAGUUUGACGAGAGCGUGGUCAAUGUAGAGGCCGUCCGUGCCCACUUCAGAACCAGUACUCCCAAUAGCCGUGGUCCACUGUCUACACCCCCUGUUCGCGAGGAGACAGAAGCCCAGCGACGCUUCCUGCAGCGCUGGAGUGGUGGAGGUGACACCACCAUCGAUUCUAGUCUGCUUUAUGAUGACGAUAACUUGCGUGCCUCGGUCACCAGCCAGGGCAGUCAGCGCAGUCUACGCAGCCCACGGAGCCCACGCAGUCCACAAACUCAAGUCAGUCCACAACCUCAACGCAGCCCCCAUAGCCCACGCAAUGGAUUCAGUCGUCGAUUCCCCCGACAUGUGGGUGGGCCGAGAGAUAGUCUUACUUGA